UAAUACCGGGAGACUUAAAUUUGCGUCUGUAUAUUUUCGAAAACGUAUUAUUUAUGAAUUAAAUACUCUCAGUGAUCCAAAUUAUCCAACAGUUUCAACAAACACAGUUAUGUGAAUAAUGUUGGAAAUUUAUAUGUAGGCGUGGGAUUAUUUUCGAUUCAAAUAUUGACGCACUAGGUUAUAAUGUCAUUCUAAACAAUAUUAGUCUGUUAUCCGCAUUGCUACACUUUUAUUUACGAAAGUAGCUUGGCUUUCGGUUCAGACAUUGAAGAGGAAGGAAUGGUUUCCACUCGAGGCCCAAAAUUCAAAUUCUGUGAUGGUGAAAAAGUUCUUUGUUAUGAACCUGAUCCUACUAAAGCAAAAGUAUUGUACGAUUCGAAGGUACUAGAUGUUAUAGUUAAUAAGGAUCAAAGAGGAAGAAAAGCCGUUGAAUAUUUAAUACAUUUUCAGGGAUGGAAUUCUUCAUGGGAUCGUUGUGUAACGGAAGAAUAUGUAUUAAAAGACACCGAAGAAAAUCGUCAACUCCAACGAGAUUUGGCCCAGAAAGCUCAGUUACAGUUGGGAGCGUAUUUAUAUCGACGAGAGCGUAAAAAAAGAAGCCACAAAUUAUCCGAACGAUUGAAUGAAUCUGAAAAUCAAGAACCACGACGAAGAGCAAGAAGUGGUGGUAGUCGAGCAACAUCUGCAACAACAGGAUCGUCGGAAGAUGGUAGUUCAGGGCAACAUGCGGAUUAUGAUACAGAAGAAGUUAUUACCGAAGAAGACACAGAAAGCAGUUCUGACUAUGUUGGAGAAACAAGCGAUGAUGAAGAUAGCGGCGGUGGCAGUCAAUCUGGAGCUAGUGUGAAGCCAGGAAUUGAUCUCGACAUAGGUACAAUGUUAAGAAGAAUUCUAGAUCAAGACUAUGACCUAAUAAUGAACAAAAAUAAGCUGGCUGUUCUACCAGCACAGCCUACUGUUGUAAAUAUUUUGGAGUCGUGGGUACAGCACUUCACGACCACGCAACUGACGAACAUUCCAGAAAAGCCUCAGCGAAAUAAAGCCAAUAACACAGUGGAAAAAACGAUCAAUGAAAUUAAUAUAUGUAGAGAAGUUGCAGAUGGACUGCGUAUAUAUUUUGACUUCACAUUACACGAUCUCCUGCUUUAUAGGCAAGAACGAGAACAGUACUGUGCUUUAAAGUCUUCUUUCUUGUACAGUGAACACCCAACACUUGUAAAAGAGGAACCAAUUGAGAAUUUGGAAGUAUUAGUUAAAGAAGAAUAUGAAGAUACCGAAUAUGCUCAUUUACCGCCAUUUCAAGAACAUGACCCAGAAACAGAGAAUGCAUCAAAGACCUUGGCAGGUUCUAAAAGAAGGCUCAGAUCGUGCCGAGUGAGCUCUAUUGAUGAAAAUAGGCAACUGAGAUCUUACGAAGAAAUUAAGCCGGAUACGGGCACUGUAUCAAGUAUUGCAAGUACAAGUUCUCGUUGUUCUAGCCCACGUGGUGUAACACUAAGGGUACCAGUUGUUACAUCUGCUCAAGUCAGUGCUUUGCUUCAGCAAGCAAAUAAAUGGAGAUUAUUGCCCGAAUCGACAAAAACUGAAAGUCCUCCGAACCCUUCUACCUAUUAUGGUGCCAUACAUUUAACUCGAUUAUUUGUUAAAUUACCAGACUUACUCCAGUCGGCGGACAUACCAAAUAAAAAAUUGAAAAUUCUCUUAAAAUGUUUGGAUAUGUUUCUCAGUUACCUCGAGAUGCAUAGAGAAUGGUUCGGAGAGCAAUUUUACAUGCAAGUGGAAAAUCAGUUGAUUCCUCAAUCAAGUAGUUCUUAACACAGUAGCAAUAACAUGCAUACUUUCCCUGUAUUUGAUUACAGAUGUGAUUUGUGUAUAACGUUAUGUGAUUAUUAUGCGCGAUGUACAGCAAGAAUGUAUGUGAGUUCAGUGUAAGUGAUAAACUCUUUUUUAUAUUAAUUA
Messenger RNA from Dufourea novaeangliae, 1959 nucleotides. RefSeq names its product male-specific lethal 3 homolog (gene msl-3). The transcript has 10 exons. The record is from RefSeq and is a predicted model, not a curated record. The coding region runs from base 280 to 1815 and encodes 511 amino acids. Gene Ontology annotation, cellular component: nucleus; NuA4 histone acetyltransferase complex; MSL complex. NCBI's taxonomy places the organism in Eukaryota, Metazoa, Arthropoda, Insecta, Hymenoptera, Halictidae. Gene Ontology annotation, biological process: chromatin organization; regulation of DNA-templated transcription.